AUGCUCACUCAGCACAACGGUUUACCCAAUCGGCGCACCGGUUUAACCACUCUCCAAAAUGAUCGCCUUGACUCAAAUCCUUGGCCCGGAGAUGCAUCUAUAAUUCGGGAGAGAAAAUCCGGAUUGGCACUCGUCGUUCAUAACGGGGGGCUUUCUUGGGCAAAAUGCUAUAGGAAAGACCUCUAUUAUCCCGCACCACGCUUAGUUUGGCUUUGCGUUGAAACUGGAAACUUCAGGGGGUUCUUCAACGCAAGUACUGGCAUGUAUCUAAGUUCCAGUAACGAUAUAGUUAUGCCAGUCGAGGCCUUCGACAGCAAUGGACAGUUUGUGCCAAUGAGGGAUAUCAACGGAGGAUAUUUGCUGCAAACUCCGGCUGGGAAGCAAGUGGCGAUCGACUCUCGUAAUCGUCGGCUUGUAACGAGGCAGCAUGCAGGAGCCUGCUUCAAAUUCUUGAAAGUUUAG
This is a messenger RNA of Trichoderma asperellum CBS 433.97, 462 nucleotides long. RefSeq lists its product as uncharacterized. NCBI's taxonomy places the organism in Eukaryota, Fungi, Ascomycota, Sordariomycetes, Hypocreales, Hypocreaceae. The record is from RefSeq and is a predicted model, not a curated record.